GUCUCUGCCCCAUCCCUUUCGUGUGGCCCCCAACCCGAACCAGUAGCGCACGAAACCCCACCGUUUCGUCGUUUCCCGGCGCCUCUCCGGCCUCCUUCUGUCGCCACAGCAGAAGCGACUUCUCUGUCCUCCGAGGCCAACUCGCUGCCUGAGCUUGCUGGACCGGAAGCGCGAGGAGGGGAUCGGUGUGGAUGGUAUAGUUUCGGCUGCUCUGCAGGCGAAUCUUCUUACUAUGGCGAAAAGGACUGUUUUUUUAUCGCAGCGUACGCGCUCUGGGUAGGAUUCUUAAGCGGCGGAGGACGCCUUUGAACCGUAGAGAGAGGGAGGGGGAUAAGUGGUAGCUUUGCUGGUCCCUGAAGGCGAACGGCCGGGGUGGAGGAACGGAGCAGCCUCCUCGCUUGAGCGUGGCAGAUCGGAAGAGUGGUUCUCGGUUCCGCUUGGCCUAAAUGAAGGUUCCUACGGCUUGUGGAUUCGCGGGGAAUCCAGAGGAAGGAGAAAAGAAGAUAAUCGAUUCUGAGCUAUGGCAUGCUUGUGCUGGACCACUGGUUUCUUUGCCACCGGUAGGCAGCCUAGUGGUCUACUUCCCACAAGGCCACAGCGAGCAGGUCGCGGCCUCGAUGCAGAAGGAGAUCAAUGACAUUCCAAAGUAUCCCUCACUGCCCUCCAAGCUGAUUUGUGUACUUCUUGAUGUCACCAUGCAUGCUGAUGCCGAAACAGAUGAGGUUUAUGCUCAAAUGACUCUUCAGCCUGUUAACAAAUAUGACAGAGAAGCAAUGCUGGCAUCUGAAAUGGGCCUCAAACAAAACAAGCAUCCAGCUGAAUUCUUUUGCAAAACACUCACCGCGAGCGAUACAAGUACUCAUGGAGGAUUUUCAGUUCCCCGCCGUGCUGCUGAAAAGAUAUUUCCACCUCUGGACUUCACCAUGCAACCGCCAGCUCAAGAGUUGGUGGUCAAGGAUUUGCAUGAUGUCUCUUGGACAUUUAGGCAUAUAUUUCGUGGUCAACCAAAAAGGCAUCUACUGACAACAGGGUGGAGUGUGUUUGUUGGUACAAAGAGACUUUCUGCUGGUGACUCUGUUCUCUUUAUCCGAGAUGAGAAGUUGCAGCUUUUAUUUGGUAUGAGACGUGCAAAUAGACAGCAGCCUGCUCUAUCAUCUUCUGUCUUGUCUAGUGAUAGCAUGCACAUAGGGAUCCUUGCUGCUGCUGCUCAUGCUGCUACUAACAAUAGCCCAUUUACUAUUUUUUGCAACCCAAGGGCGAGCCCCUCAGAAUUUGUUAUCCCUUUCGCUAAGUACAACAAGGCAAUGUAUACCCAGGUGUCUCUUGGUAUGCGAUUCAGGAUGAUGUUUGAGACCGAGGACUCAAGCGUGCGACGAUAUAUGGGCACUGUUACAGGCAUCAGUGACUUAGAUCCUGUGCGGUGGAAAAACUCGCAGUGGCACAAUCUUCAGGUUGGAUGGGAUGAAUCAACAGCAACGGAGAGAAGGACCCGAGUGUCAAUAUGGGAAAUUGAACCUCUAGCAACUCCUUUCUAUUUAUGUCCACCCCCAUUCUUCAGGCGCAAUUUUCCUGAAGCACCAGGAGUCCCUGAUGCGCAUGAAGUUGAAAAUGCUUUCCAAAGGGUAAUGCCAUGGUUGAAUGAUGACUAUGGCAUAAAAGACACUCAGAGUGCACUUUUUCCAGGUUUAAGCUUGGUUCAGUGGAUGUCUAUGCAACAGAAUCAUCAGCUAAUGACACCAGCUGCUCAACCAGCACACUUUCCCUCAGCAAUUGCAUCAGCUUUGCAAAAUGGUUUGGUAACAGAAGAUCCAACUAAAAUGCUAAAUUUCCAAACACAUGGUGCAUCUGCACCAAGUUUGAAUUCUAAGUUAAAUCCUCAAACACAGCAACUAAAUCAGACUUUGCAACUGCCUCGUGAACUGCAGCAGCAGCCACAGCUGUUGCCACAAGCUUCUGCUUCACACCAUGUGCAAUUGCCACCACUGCAACAGAAAUCUAUCAAUCUACAGCAGCAACAAUUUCAGCAACAGGAACAGGGCCAACUACAGCAGCCUCAGAGUCAGCCUCAGCCUCAGCAACUUAGACCUGUUGCUGUUCAGGAAGCUGCAGAUCAUCAGCUUAUGCAACACCAGACAUCCAGUGGACAGAUUGUAUCUCAAACUCAUUCAUCGAGUCAACAUUUGCAGCCAUCUCUUCUGCAACUGCAAGAACUGCAAAGCUCGUGUUUAUCAAGCAUGGACCCUCUCCAUCAGUCUCUGCUACCUCAGAUCUUGCCGGUUCAAGAACCAUUGGAAUUGCAACAUUCUCUCCUACAGAAGCAGCAAGAGCAAUUGCAAUGCCUAAUGCAGCCACAGCUUCAGUUGCAGUUGCUGCAAAAGCUUCAGCAGCAACAAUUGCUCUCUCAGCUCAGUCCAUCAUUGCUAUCUCAGUUGCCGCAGCUUCUAGCUCAACAAAAUCAGCAGUAUCAAGAGCGGCGGGAUUUACAACAGCGGGUGGAUGGCUCCGGUAAUCUAUCACUCCAAUUGAAGCAAUUGCAUCAAGAACACAAAAUCAGUGUCCUUGGUAACCAAAAGUCUCCUCUACUUGUCAGAACUCAGUCUUCACUCAGUGGGACCAAGGGUCCAUCUUCAUCGAACUUUCCUUUAACUAACAGUCACAUUGUUUCAUUGAGCUUAAACGGUAAAACUCAGCAAGGACCAGCAAUUUUAGUUGAAGAAACAGUUGCACCACCUGUGGAUAAUAUGCUUCAGGAACUUCAAAGCAAGCCACAAGUGAUGAUCAAGCAUGAGCAGUUCAGUUUUAACGAGUCUAAGCUUCCCAAUCAGCUCCCUGUUGCUGAUCAAUUAGAUGCUUUUUCUACCACUUCUUUUUGUUUAGAGAGUAAAGUGCAUGAGGGCUUAUCACUUCCCCCUCAUUGCCUAGAUGGUAACAGUCAAGAUCAUCAGGACAACUUUCUUCUUGGAACAAUGCCAGAUACCCUGCUAUCAAGAGGCUUGGGUAUGGGGAAGGAAAUACAGAACUUGAUCUCUGGUUAUUGGCAGCAGAAAGACGUUGAUACAGAGUUGUCCACUGCAGAUAUCAGUUCUCAAUCAUUCGGUGUGGCAGACAUGUCUUUCAAGCCUGGCUGUUCAGCUGAUGUUGUGGUCAAUGAGGGUGUUCCUAAUAGAGGAGCAUGGGCUAACCAACAUCAACGCAUGCGAACAUACACUAAGGUUCAAAAGCGUGGAUCCGUUGGAAGGUGUAUUGACGUAACCCGUUACAAGGGUUAUGAUGAGCUUCGACAUGAUCUUGCUUGUAUGUUUGGGAUUGAAGGGCAACUAGAGGAUUCACACAGGACUGAGUGGAAGCUGGUCUAUGUCGAUCAUGAAAAUGACGUUUUACUUGUCGGUGAUGACCCUUGGGAGGAAUUUGUUAGCUGUGUUCAGAGCAUCAAGAUUUUAUCAGCAGCAGAAGUCCAGCAGAUGAGUUUGGAUGGUAACCUGAUUGGUUUAUCUGUGGGAACCGAGGCAUGUAGUGGGUCUAACAGUGGUAAUCCUUGGAGAGGCCAGCUUGAUGAUUGCUCAUUUGCAUCCUUUCAGCACUGAGUGAUACACUGGUAAAAAAACAAUCAAUGGCACCAUUCCAGAAAGCUAUAUAUAAUCUGCAUGGCUGGAAACACUGCAGCCACUUCAAGAGAGGCUUCAACCAUGAAAUGAGCAGGCAAAUUAUUCUGCAGAAGCCUUGCAACAGCUUCAAUCAGAUAUGUGAUCCCCGACAGAUGCAUGAUUUAUACAAAGAUGCAACCAUGUGUUGUGAUCUUGAGAAGAACCACGGGGAUUUUGUGUCAAUAAAUGCUCAUACGAUGUGCCAAAAAGAAGAAAACAAGAUAUGAGUUUGCCUAGUUUACAGCUUGAAGCAUAAUUUUGC
Molecule: messenger RNA, 3906 nt
Organism: Musa acuminata subsp. malaccensis (wild Malaysian banana)
Lineage: Eukaryota; Viridiplantae; Streptophyta; Magnoliopsida; Zingiberales; Musaceae
Product: auxin response factor 16
Biological process (GO): response to hormone; regulation of DNA-templated transcription
Cellular component (GO): nucleus
Molecular function (GO): DNA binding; protein binding
Source: RefSeq, a predicted model, not a curated record